AACACUUCUGCUCUCUCAACAUGCAGUCUGUACUGAGAUAUUUAGACCUGACCUCUGCAGCCCUGGCCGUGCUGGUCGGUCUGGUCUCACUGGUUCUGCUGGAGAUCUUCAGGUUGAGCUCCUCGAGGAGCCGAUGUCCUCCUGGACCUACACCACUGCCGUUUGUGGGGAACAUGGUUCAGUUCAUGAAGAACCCAAUGGACUGCAUCAGAUCGACGGUGAAGUAUGGGGAGCUGUGCUCCUUGUAUGUAGGGAGGAGACCCAUGAUCAUACUGAAUAACAUAGACGUAGUGAAGGAAGCGCUGGUCCAGAAUGGAACCGUGUUCUCCGGGAGGCCGUUCCUGCCAUUGAUACACUGGAUCACCAAGGGGUACGGUAUUGUGAUGGUUACGUAUGGUCAUGUGUGGAAGCAGCAGCGACGCUUCGCUCUCCACACACUGCGUAACUUUGGUCUGGGGAAGAAAUCCGUGGAGGAACGAGUGGCCGAGGAAGCACAGUAUCUCAUCAAAGAGAUGCUCAAAGAAGAAGGAAAGCCUUUGGAUCCCAUCCACCCCAUCAUGAACUCCGUCUCCAACAUCAUCUGCUCCAUCGUCUUCGGAGAUCGCUUCGAUUACGACAACAAGCGCUUUGCCAACCUGCUGGAGAUCCUGAAUGAAAACAGUCAGCUCACUGGCUCGUCUGUUGGAGUGAUAUUUAACUUGAUCCCCAUCAUCAAAUACUUCCCUGGUCCUCAACAGAAGGUCUACAGAAAUGCCAGUAAUUUAAUAGAGUUCAUUCGUGAAGCCAUGCUGGAGCACAAGAAGACCCUGGACCCUGAAAAUCCCCGGGACUUUAUCGAUGCCUACCUGCUGGAAAUGAGCAAGAAUGAAUCGAAUGAGGACUCGACAUUUCACGAGGAGAACCUGUUAAUGUCCACCGCUGAUCUCUUCAUUGCUGGAAGUGAGACCACAGCCACCACUCUCAGAUGGGGCCUCAUAUUCAUGAUGAACCAUCCCGAAAUUCAGGAACGCUGUCACCAGGAGAUCGUUCGUGUUCUGGGAUACGAUCGAACUCCCAGGAUGGACGACCGAGCAAAGCUGCCCUACACACACGCCAUCGUUCAUGAGAUCCAGCGCUACGGAAACAUCGCGCCUCUGGGUGUGAUACACCAAACCACUCAGACAACCGAGCUACGAGGCUACACCAUUCCUGCGGGAACUGAGAUUUCACCCAAUCUGAUGGCUGUAAUGAUGGAUAAAGAUCACUGGAAACAUCCGGACACGUUCAACCCCGAGAACUUUCUGGAUGAGAACGGCCAGUUCUGCAAAGACGACUUCUUCCUGCCUUUCUCUCUGGGUCCGAGGGUUUGUCUCGGUGAGUCUCUUGCCAAGACUGAGCUCUUCAUCUUCUUCACCUCUCUGAUGCAGAGGCUGCAGUUCUCCUGGCCCCCCAAUACCCCACCUGUUGAUCUGGAUGGCAUUGUGGGUGUGGUCAGAAUGCCCCACCCUUUCCAGACGAUUUGCCGCAGUAGAGAGUGUAGUUCGGAGCCGAGCUCUCCCAUAACGGCCUGAUUCUGUGGAUGGACUGCAUUUUUAAACCGUACCAUAACUGGCUGUAAUAUUUUAUGAUGUUUGAAUACGGAGGUCACGUGGCAACAAAAUGAAAACACAAAACAAACUUCCUGUUAUGUUCACUAUUAGAUAAAGUAGGUAAACGGUGCUUAACUGCAUAUCAGGAGACCUGUGGGUCUUUUUUCCCAUUGCAUGUACAGUACAAUGCACGACGCAUCUGUUAGUUCCUGUCGCUGAUUGCAUUGUUUUAAGUGUUGGUCCUUCAUGGUUCCUCAGUUCUGGUACCUGGAAAUCAGAAAAAAGUGACACACACAUUGUCUGUUCUUGGCAGAUCUGAAUACAUAUAGUAAAGCAAAUAGAUGUAAACACAGAAAAACAGGAACUUGUGCGGGAUAGAUAUUAUAUGUGUUUUAUGUUGUAUGUGAAAACAUGUCUGCAACCUAACGACUGUGACUAGAAGCACAAAAACAAAAUGGUUUUUCAUUCAUUCAUUCAUUCAUUGUCUUUUCCGCUUGUCCAAUUACGGUCACGAGGGUUGCUGGAGCCUAUCCCAGCUUUUCAAUGGGCGCAAGGAACACAGUAAUACCCUGGACGGGACGCCAGUCCAUAGCAGGGCACACACACACAUUCACUUACAGGGGAAUUCAGUGUUUCCAAUUAACCUGACUGCAUGUUUUUGUACUGUGAGAGGAAACCGGACCCCCCGGAGGACACCCACGCAGACACGGGGAGAACAUGCCUGGGGAUCGAACCCGCCCCUUCUUGCUGUGAGGCGACAGUGCUACCCACUUAUCCACCAGGCCGCCCAAGGGUUUUUCAAGUGACCAUAAUUUUUUAUGCAAUCCAGGCAACACAAACAUUAAAGCUUGUUUAAAACCCGCCAUCAAUUAACCACAUCAGCCAACAGCUGCUUUUAUUUUAUUUAGAAAUAUUUUGUAUCUAAAUGUCAAGUUAUGAAAGUUAUACAUUAAUAAAAUGGAAUAUAAUAUUACAUUUUUAUAUAUGAAUACAUAUACAAAUAGAAUGUAUUACCAACUAAUAAAGUGAAGCAUAAAACAAUGAAAGUGUUUUAUUUAGUGAAAGUUUUAUUUAGAAAAAGUUUAUUAAACAUAGACAUAUUAAAAACAAAAUCAAUAAAUAGAAACAUUUCUGCAUCUUUAAA
Molecule: messenger RNA, 2712 nt
Organism: Trichomycterus rosablanca
Lineage: Eukaryota; Metazoa; Chordata; Actinopteri; Siluriformes; Trichomycteridae
Product: cytochrome P450 2C23-like
Exons: 9
Coding region: 21-1550 (509 amino acids)
Biological process (GO): xenobiotic metabolic process
Cellular component (GO): intracellular membrane-bounded organelle; cytoplasm
Molecular function (GO): heme binding; iron ion binding; oxidoreductase activity, acting on paired donors, with incorporation or reduction of molecular oxygen, reduced flavin or flavoprotein as one donor, and incorporation of one atom of oxygen
Source: RefSeq, a predicted model, not a curated record